GUUACACAUUACAACUUGAUUAAUAUUAGUAAUAUGAUUUUGAAAUUGUUUAGAUUAUAAAAAAAAAAAAGAAAGAAAAAAGUUCUUUCAUGUACCCGUGUGAACCUAGUAAUUGGUUAAAAUAAAUGGUUUUUAACCCUAAUUAAUCCAUCAAAAUUCACCUGAUGAAGAAGAGGGUCAGUGAUUAGGGCUUUCCAAAGCAUCCACAAAUUUGUUAAACGGCCGAAUCUUUAAGGGCAAAGUGAAAUUCAGUAAUUGUAGAGCUGAAAUUUCAUGAAGUUUGUUUUUUGACUGCUUCCAAUUGCAAGCUCCGAUGGCAGUCCAAUGGCUUUUGGUCUGCCAUGGUUUGGUCACAUUGCUGGUCGUUGUGUCGUUCCUCUGCGGCAACUGGCCCAUCUUUCAGGGCACUUUUGUGCAGCGAAUCCAUUUUUUCCUAGCUUUUGGAGCUUAUGAUUAUUUCAGGAGAGUUAUUGACUUUGUGUUUGGUGCAAGAGGAACUGGGGCGCUGGCUUCAGUUGAGUAUUUUUGCUGUGAUCGCCCGAAUCCAAUUUUACAGAUACUGUAUUUGGGUAUCAUUGGAGGUACUUAUUACAUAAUCGUGAAGUCUUCUUUCAGUUAUAUACCAGGAUAUUACCUGAGUGAAAUCCACAGAUACACAAGCCUAUUGGCAGUAGCUGUGGGUAUCAUCCUUUUUCUACUGACAAGCUUUUCAGACCCGGGUACUGUGAAUAUUGAGAAUGUAUCCCAAUAUCUUUCUGCUUAUCCGUAUGACAAUAUCAUUUUUUUCGAGAAAGAUUGUUCAACUUGCAAGAUUCCGAGGCCUGCAAGGUCCAAGCAUUGCAGUGUUUGCAAACGAUGUGUUGCUCGAUUUGACCAUCAUUGUGGAUGGAUGAACAAUUGUAUUGGGGAGAAAAACACACGAUAUUUCAUGGCUUUUCUGUUUUGGCAUUUCAUUAUCUGUAUCUAUGGUGUGGUGGCCAUCGUAUUGCUUCUCGCUGGGCGAAUGAAAGAACUACAAGUAAUACAUAUAUUGACAGUUUAUUACGGCAUUGAUAAUUCAUUCAGAGGUUUGGCUCCACAUGUUGCACAGGUGAAGUGUUUAAGUCUUUCAUAUCAUUCUUUUGUGCUAAUUGGUAUUUUCUGACUGGGUGUACAUUGUGAUAUGUGGCAGUUCUUUUCUUAUUGAGCAGCCCGUAUUUAUUUAUCCUUUGUCAUGGUUUCUCCUUUGACUUCUUUCUUGAGUUUGAUAUCUGUGGCUCCCUUAGUUGCUUAGAAUUUUCCUGAUGAUCAUAAAAUCUUCCUGAAAACAAUUCAAUAAUCAUAAGAUGUUAAUGGUCCGUGCGCCGAUUGUCUAAAGACUGGAUUUUGGAUGGGCAACAUGUAAAUGGAUGCAUACAUUUAUGUCAGAAUUACAGUUCGGAUAUCAUAGAUUGUUGAUCACCCGUAAUUAUUCUAUUUUCCAGUAGUCUCCGGGUGAAACUUGUGAUUUACCAGAGGUAGUGGAUUACAUGUUGGAGACAGAUGGUAUGAUAAAUCUCUUUGCAUUUUUGAAUUAGAUUGAGUAUUUAUGCUGAAAGAUAUAACUCUCCGUUGUUCACCCUAUAUGGGAGAUCGCUUGUGGAGAAGCGGCAGAAAGGUAGCAGUCAUCACCAUUUAGAGGUGAACGUCUGAUAGCUUGUUGUGAGGGUUGAGAAAUGAGAUCAUAGCAUCAAUUGUUGAACUUUUGUGGAGUUCAUGUAAGAAGGAGUACUUCAAUACAGUCCCAUCCUAAUGUGGUAAAUUGGAAGCAUGAAAAUAAUGUCGCAGAGAAUGCUUCUUACAAAAGAUAUGUUGGUGAUGUUCCAUAAUGCUGAAAACUUGUCAGUUUGCCUGUUCAAGAGUUAUAUAUCCCCCAGAUUCAGUAUUAGACUUAGUUGUUAAGCUUUUUGAUAUGCAAGGUAAUCAAUGACCACAAUCUGUUUCUCCUGUCAUAAAAUUCAUCAGAUCUAUAGCUAUUGUGUGCAUUUCCAUUGGCUUCACACACACUUUGACCAUUGUGGACAUGACUUUUGAGCCCCAGAUCUUGAGCUGAUAACAUGAUAUGUUGAUUGCAUGCUUACAUGGUCAAACUUUUUGUUUCCUUUUGACACUUACGUAUAAUAGAGUAUGUUCUAUUAUUGACUUCAGGAGUUACAAGUGCAAAGUAAAAUUAGUGCAUGCAAUAAUAGACUCUGCCCUUGUUGAAAUCUUUAAAGUCCAAUUUGCUUCCUUGCUGAUUGAUUCAUUUAGUAUCAGGACAUCACUAGUUUUUAUAUUUUCGAAAUCACAACUUGUUGGUUCUUUUUUUCCCUUUUGCUUCACUAGUUUUUAUAGUCUUUGUUGCAUCUGUUCACAACUUGUUGUUUUUCAUGCCUUUCUAGUAAUCAUGUCUUGUGAUUUAUGCAGUGGUUGCUUGGCUCCUACAACACACAAGUACUAAUUAUGGUGUUCUUGGCCAUAGUUUCCCUGCUUUUGACUGGUUUCUUUGCAUAUCAUGCUAAAUUAUGCAUAACAAACACUACAACCAAUGAGGUAUGACAUUCCGAAUAAAUUUACGGUCUCUUUUUACUGUCUUUCUGUUCAACUGGAUUCUAUUAUAAUUUCUUAUUUAUUUCAUAAGUAGAUGUUCUUACAAAAGCACUACUAUCUCGGUGCUACCACUAAUUUUUAGUGCCAACAGCAUUUUGCAAUGAAACUAUCUCUGAUCUGCAAAUUGUUUUGAAUGUAUUUAAGAUAACAGAAUGAGACAUCUGAUAUGAACGUUUUGUUCUGCCUAAACAAUCUAGAAUUUUUGUCGUAUACUCUUCCUCGUAGAUUUGCAUCAGCUGAUCAGGUUUAACUAUUCAGUUUUGUGUCUUUUUCUUUUUUUUUUCUUUUUUUUUUUUGGGUUUUUUGUGGCGAAAUGCAUAACCUUUCACAUUGUUGAGGCUUAUGUUACAUUCUGUUUAGAGAUAUAUUGUGGAUAAACGCGUGUUUUCAACACUUCGUUUGAUGUAGAUGUUACUUUUUAAUGGGAACGGAGGAAAAUGAUACCCGGAUAGGAUUCCUCAAAAAAUUUACCAAGCUCUUAACUUAUCUCCUAUCUGAUUUUCAUUUCUCUAACAAUUACGUUUAGUAACAUCUGGUUAUUGAUUUUAUCCAGUAGCUUUUGGCUCUGCAGUGCAGCUACUUAGUGGUUCUUUGUCUUGUCUAAUUUCUUAUCCAGACUUUCAAGUGGCAAGAUUACUUGAGCUGGCAGAGGAAGUUAAAGGAGGCAAAGGCAAGUGAGGAGGCGCUAAAAGCUAGCCUAGGUGAAUUGAGCCUUGAAAAGAAGGUUCGCGAGAGCAAAUGUAAGGCCAUAUGCAGGAAAUCUCGAUUGGAAGAGGUGGAGGUCAUUCAGAAUAACAUUUACGAUAGAGGAUUCGUGCAUAAUAUUUAUGAGAUAAUAUAUCCUCUUUCAUCGAGAAGAUCAUUUUCACAUAAGAAAUCAAAAUUGCGUUAGAAGUGAUGGUUGAAAAUCCAUUCAGUGUUUGCUGCCGUGAUCUAAUGCUUCUUGGAGGGCCAUUUCUUUGUGGAGCUAUUCCUGUUUCCUUUUCACCUUGGUUCCACAUGGUACAGGUGGCAUUGUUACAUUGCUGGUCCCGCGGCUCCAUUUAAAGAGAAACAAAGUGUUUUCUGUUCAGCAUUCAACAAAGAUAUUUAUAACCCUGCAAGUCUGCACUUUCGAAGUCAAGGCAGAUCUGUAGACAUUUGAGUUUUGACUGAGCGUGCUAUGAAGAAGAUAGCUUUUACUGUUGUCCCGAUUCUUUGCUCUUGCGUUCUUCAGGUUGUAACGAGAUACCUCACUGAUUAUCUGAGGUGGUGUAUUAGCUUUUCCAGAGAAUUGUUCGAUGUAAAUAUUUCAGGUUUUAAACUAACUUGAUAUAGAAAAUAUCGUUACAAUGGAGCUGAUUUACGAGGUAGGUUAUACGUUUGGUGAAUUAUACUGAAGUGAGAUUUUAUAUCAUUCAACUUGUAAAAUGAAAUGUCAUGUUUUGGCAGGGGAUGAUUCCUUUUGUGUUUUUUGCAAGGUUCAACAACUAACCGCAGUCGGUAGGCA
Oldenlandia corymbosa var. corymbosa is the source of this 4096-nucleotide messenger RNA. The record is from the annotation of a GenBank genome assembly. NCBI's taxonomy places the organism in Eukaryota, Viridiplantae, Streptophyta, Magnoliopsida, Gentianales, Rubiaceae.